AUGAGUACCGAUGGUGGUCAUUUUCUGUUCUACACCGUGCAAAGGGGUCAUGUUCCUGGCGUGUAUCGCUCAUGGCAAGAGUGUGAGCAACAAGUCAAUGGCUACCGAAACAGCGAACACAGUGGGUUCCGUGAUUUGGUUGAGGCUAUGGCUUGGCUGCGCAGUGCGGCAGCUCCUCCCGCCCGUCAGCCAACACCACCUAUUCAAACGGGGAGAAGAAGACCUUCGAGUUUGUUAGAGGGGGCCUUCUGUUCAAUCUCUUCAUCCCAGUACCGGGUUGUAAGGGAUGAUCUUGCUGGUGUUUUGGUUGGGUUUUUGGUAACAAAGAUACUUAAUCUGGAUUCUAAUGGAAUACAGUUUGCCGUUGGGUGUAUUGAAGACGAUCCUUGA
This is a messenger RNA of Arachis stenosperma, 390 nucleotides long. RefSeq lists its product as uncharacterized. The record is from RefSeq and is a predicted model, not a curated record. The coding region runs from base 1 to 390 and encodes 129 amino acids. Lineage: Eukaryota; Viridiplantae; Streptophyta; Magnoliopsida; Fabales; Fabaceae. The transcript has 3 exons.